Molecule: messenger RNA, 1005 nt
Organism: Phalaenopsis equestris
Lineage: Eukaryota; Viridiplantae; Streptophyta; Magnoliopsida; Asparagales; Orchidaceae
Product: cytochrome c-type biogenesis protein CcmE
Exons: 1
Biological process (GO): protein-heme linkage; cytochrome complex assembly
Cellular component (GO): plasma membrane
Molecular function (GO): heme binding
Source: RefSeq, a predicted model, not a curated record
UUCUCAACUCCCACACGCUCAUCAAUCCUCUGACCUCCUCGCCGCCAUCUUCUUCAUCCCCUUUCCUCCGUUCCCUUCCCCCCGUUACAUCUCGUCUGCCGCUCGCCGCCGUCCUGUCGACAUAGGCGCUCGCGCCCGCCAAUUGCAGAAUCGCCGCCUCUGGACUUACGGUCUCACCGUCAGCUGUGUCGCUGGGUUCAUCGUAAUCGUGCUCGCCAACUUCCAGGAUCAGCUUCUUUUCUACAUCACUCCCUCUGAUGCCAUGGCGAAGUUCACGGCAAAUCCCUCGAAGACUCGCUUCCGCCUCGGUGGCCUCGUCAUGGAGGGAAGUGUUCUCUACCCCUCAUCAUCCUCCCCGGAGAUGGAGUUUGUCGUCACAGACCUUCUUACCGAUAUCCUUGUCCGCUACGAGGGUUCCCUUCCCGACCUCUUCCGCGAGGGCCACUCCGUCGUGGUUGAGGGAUUCCUUCGCCCGUUUUCGUCCGAUUCUGGCAUCCAUGCCGCGACCACUGGCCCGCCGGUGACGGCCAAGGCCAGGAGCCUUGAUUGUUACUUCAAGGCCACGGAGGUGUUGGCUAAGCACGACGAGAAGUAUAUGCCUAAGGAGGUUGCAGUAGCUCUUGAGAAGAAUAAGAAGAAGUUAGAAGAGGCAGGGGAAGCUAAGGCCUUGGCAUUGGAGAAGAGGAGUUGAGGAAAAUCAAUGAUUCAGGUUUUUAAUUAAUUAAUUCUUCUUUAAAAUUUGAGUUUUUAUUGGAUCCUGUCACAGGUUGCGAUUAUUUAUUAGCAGCGGAAUAUUAGACUAAUUUGUGAUGCAGCACAUUGCUGCGAGUUGAAACUAGUUAAAUUCUGCCGUUGAGAACGGAUAUAUGAUAAGAAUAACAGCGAGUGACAAAUUAAUUUUUUGAGAUGUAGACAUGAUAUAAAACUAUGUAUUCUGAUGUAAAAUCUGUAGACUAAAUACAUACUUUUUUUUGUGUUCUUAUAAUGAGGAUUUCAGUUACUUUG